AUGGCUAACUCCUGGGUUGACAAUUUUCCUGGCACGGCCAGACCAUUCUUAGAUGAGAUGGACGACACUUUAGGAUUCAACCUGUCUCGAACUAUAGCAAAUGGCCCAAAUUGCGAGCUAAACAAGACUGAGAAUUCCCAACCUGCUAUCAUGGCGACGUCCAUAUUAAUCCUUCGCAUAUUGGAGAAGGAAUUUGGUUUCGACACGAAAUCUCGUGUGAAUGUAACACUUGGACAUAGCUUGGGCGAGUUCUCUGCUCUAGUCGCUGGUGGCUAUCUUAAGUUCAGAGAUGCGCUAAGAUUGGUUCGCCGUCGGGCGGAGAUUAUGGCCGAAUGCACCCGUCAAGCCUCUAAACAAUCCGGAGAAGACUAUGGCAUGGUAGCUCUAAUCUUUAUGAUUGCCAACAUCAACUCCAAAAACCAAAUAGUAUUAAGUGGGAGCAUUCAUAGGAUCACGACUCUUCUCAUCCAGCUUCGCCAAUUUGGUGGCCACGACCCACGUGCUGUGAGGUUGAAGAGCGAAAGCCCGUUCCACAAUCCCAUCAUGGCGCCAGCUGCAGGGUACAUGAGACAUGAACUAGAACACAUCGACAUUGAAUUCCCCUCCCAGCUGCCGUGUAUAUCAAACGUCUCAGGUUUACCUUUUGAAUCAAGGGACGAUUUGAAAAACCUUUUGUCUAGACAGUGUGUUGAAACCGUUAAAUGGUGGGACAGUAUUCGCUAUCUUGACCAAGAUCGAGGAGUCAAAAGAUGGAUUGGCAUAGGGCCAGGCAAGGUCGGCAGAAAUCUGGUCGGCAAGGAAGUUGGCAAAAUCAACACCAAAGGAGGUGGCGUUUGGGCUCUUAGUGAUCCCCGAGAGCUGGAGAAUGUUUUGAUGGCGCUGCAAAACACUGAAAUUGACGUCUUAACCCAAUGA
Molecule: messenger RNA, 915 nt
Organism: Aspergillus fumigatus Af293
Lineage: Eukaryota; Fungi; Ascomycota; Eurotiomycetes; Eurotiales; Aspergillaceae
Source: RefSeq, a predicted model, not a curated record